UGGGGAAGGAGCGCCGGCGACAGAAGCGCAGCCCUUUGGCCUGGACUCUCUCUGCCGAUACGUAGCGGAGCCACCCCGCGCUAUCGGAUGUUUGCUGCCCUGAGCUCCUUUGGGAGGAAGGAUAGGAUAAAACCUCAAUGCCAAAAAGAGAACCUUACUGUAUUAUAAGCAACUUGCAUCUCCCUCAUAAACACUUUGGUCCUGAUCUAAGGAAAUACAAGUGGCAGAAGGUGCUCCACAUCUGCUUAUAAUAUGGUAGAGAAAAUGGAAGGCAACAGCCAACUUUGCAUUCAGCGUUGGUCUACCAGGCAUGUAGCCAAAUGGCUGAAGGAUGAAGGCUUCUGUGAGUACGUGGACAUUUUGUGUGAGAAACAUAGAUUGGAUGGGAUUACAUUACUGACCCUGACUGAAUAUGACUUGAGGUCUCCUCCUCUGGAAAUCAAGAUUUUAGGUGAUAUCAAAAGGCUGAUGUUGUCAAUACGCAAAUUACAGAAGCAUCACAUUGAAGUUUUGGAAGAGCUUGGUUAUAACAGCGAUAGUCCUGUUGGUUCACUGUCACCUGUGAUUAGCUCUCUGCAAGGAACAGACUGGUUUUGCAAUGGUGAAGUGCAACGGGAUUGUGAUGACUGCGAACCUGUUGCUGACUUGAACAUUGACCAGUAUCAGUAUGCAAAUGGAAAAAAUAAACAUUCUACGCGAAGACUGGACCCAGAGUACUGGAAGACAGCUUUGAGUUGUAUAUACGUUUUUAUUGUGUUUGGCUUCACAUCGUUUGUCAUGGUUAUUGUGCAUGAGCGAGUUCCUGACAUGCAAACAUAUCCACCACUUCCAGACAUAUUCCUAGACAGUGUUCCUAGGAUACCAUGGGCUUUUGCCAUGACUGAAGUAUGUGGGGUAAUUCUCUGCUACAUCUGGCUGCUUGUUCUUCUCCUUCACAAACACAGAUCAAUCCUUUUACGACGGUUAUUCAGUCUUAUGGGUACUGUGUUCUUGUUACGUUGUAUUACAAUGUUUGUGACCUCGUUAUCUGUGCCUGGCCAACAUUUGCAGUGUUCUGGAAAGUUGUAUGGCAAUGUAUGGGCAAAACUUCAACGAGCCUUUGCAAUUUGGAGUGGCUUUGGCAUGACGCUAACAGGAGUACAUACCUGUGGAGACUACAUGUUCAGUGGCCAUACUGUUGUCCUAACUAUGCUGAACUUCUUUGUCACUGAAUAUACACCAAGAAGCUGGAACUUCUUGCACACUUUGUCGUGGGUGCUGAAUCUCUUUGGAAUUUUCUUCAUUUUGGCUGCACAUGAACAUUACUCCAUUGAUGUCUUCAUUGCCUUCUACAUCACUACAAGACUAUUUUUGUACUAUCACACACUGGCUAACACAAGAGCCUAUCAACAGAGUAGGAGGGCCAGGAUCUGGUUCCCCAUGUUCUCUUUUUUUGAAUGCAAUGUAAAUGGUACAGUUCCAAAUGAGUAUUGUUGGCCCUUCUCAAAACCAUCUAUAAUGAAAAGAUUAAUUGGCUAAAGAGUACUGGGUUUAAUUCACAUCUGUGUGAAGUAUUUCUGACUAACUCCUAUGAGUAUGACUGCACACAAAAAGUUUCUUAUUUAUGUUUGGUCAGCAACAAGGCUAAGAGGCACCCAUUGAAAUGCAGCAAAGUUAAGUUACUACCUAUUCCUCAGCCAUCUCUAACUUGUUUGCUUGGAACUUCAGAUUGUCUUUCACUGAAGGAAUGACUUUGGAUCCAGUAACGUCAAAUGCUACCUAGUUAGCGAUUGUGUCUCAAGCGAACACUAAUACGUGUCAUACUUUUAAAAUAACUGUUUGCCUAAUGAGAAGGGGGUGCAUUUGGGGAGGGAAAUCUGGAGCUGAUGAAAAAGAGCCCCAAAUGCCUGAGUAUAAGAAAUGCGUGUCAUAUCUGGCGAAUAUAAACGGGGCAAAGUAACUGCCUCUGGUGCUUGGUUCCAAAAUGACAACUGUGAACAGAGCUUCAUUGACUUGGAGUAAAUGACUUCAUACUGUUGUACCAUCCAGAGCUUUUCCUGGUUUACAUUUCAGUAAUUGGUAAGAAAUAAAUACCUUAUCUUUUGGAUUGAGGUUGACCUAC
Rhineura floridana is the source of this 2101-nucleotide messenger RNA. It is a transcript of the gene SAMD8, whose product is annotated as sterile alpha motif domain containing 8. The record is from RefSeq and is a predicted model, not a curated record. The transcript is spliced from 7 exons. Gene Ontology annotation, biological process: ceramide biosynthetic process. NCBI's taxonomy places the organism in Eukaryota, Metazoa, Chordata, Lepidosauria, Squamata, Rhineuridae. Gene Ontology annotation, cellular component: Golgi membrane; endoplasmic reticulum membrane. Gene Ontology annotation, molecular function: ceramide cholinephosphotransferase activity; protein binding; sphingomyelin synthase activity. The coding region runs from base 253 to 1518 and encodes 421 amino acids.